Branchiostoma belcheri (Belcher's lancelet) is the source of this 1044-nucleotide messenger RNA. Its product is annotated as SPRY domain-containing SOCS box protein 3-like. The record is from RefSeq and is a predicted model, not a curated record. The transcript has 4 exons. Gene Ontology annotation, molecular function: protein binding. Gene Ontology annotation, biological process: intracellular signal transduction; proteasome-mediated ubiquitin-dependent protein catabolic process. NCBI's taxonomy places the organism in Eukaryota, Metazoa, Chordata, Leptocardii, Amphioxiformes, Branchiostomatidae. Gene Ontology annotation, cellular component: SCF ubiquitin ligase complex. Bases 154 to 969 code for a protein of 271 amino acids.
CUGGUAGACACAACUUUCCCCCACUGGUUAUUGUCUGUUGGUCUGCGUGCAUUGUUUUGACGGGUCACCUGGCGUGAUACCUACCUAGCCCUAGGCUAGUACAGGGUCUGCAUCUGCAGUUUAAAACGACAGGCGGUGGUUGGUGUUAAGACUAUGGCGUUAGUGGAAACGCGGACAUACUAUGUGGGGACUAGUACCUGGCUCUCCACGACUGUUGACUCCAUUGCCAAGAUAAAGGUGCCAGAGACAAUGACGCGAGAAGAUAUCGUCCCCAAACCGACCACCAUGCCGGCGGGACUAGAGGGUCUGUGUAACGACGUGUGGUCGUGGGAGGAGCAGGAAUUGGAGCAGGACUUCGCCCAGUUGGAGUUGGGGGGCAUCAGGAACCGGACCGUGAUAUUCCACCCCACCUGGUCGCGGGGCACCGUGGCCGUGCGCGCUACCAAACCUAUCGACAAGAACGGCGUGCACUACUGGGAAAUCAGGGUUUCUGACCGCCUAUUCGGCACCAGCAUGAUGUUCGGAAUCGGCAGCUCGAAGACGCGGGUGAAUCUUUACGACUUCAUCAACGUCCUUGGAGAGAACGAGCACAGCUGGGGCCUCAACCACAAGGGCAUCCUCUGGCACAAGGGCGUCGACAGACCCUUCGCCGAACCGUUCGCCGAAAACACGCCGACCACCGUGGGGCUGCUGUACUGCAAGGGCACCCUGACGUACUACAGGGAUGGGAAAUGCCUCGGGGAAGCGUUCAAAGGACUGGAGAAGUACGAAGGGGACCUGUUCCCUAUGAUCGCGUCUACAGCCGCGAAGACGGAGAUGGUGCUAGGCGCCACCAAGCGGGAGUACCCGUCACUGCAGGACAGGUGCCGGGCGGUGAUCUCCGCGUGUGUCCAGGAGGCGGAGGACUGUGACAAGCUGAAGUUGCCGUCGCGACUUAUAAACUACAUCAAGGAGUUUCACCCCGCAUAAUGCUAAGGUCACAAUCGACAACCCGUGGCCCGGCCGGGCAGUUUGCAUGAACGAAACUAUGAAAUAUCUGGAAAG